AUGGCGGAGGAAAAGGACGCCACGUCGGUGCCCCUGAGCCAAGGCGCUCGCGAGGAAGAAGAAGAAGAAGAAUGGCGAGAUCCGGAAGACCCUUUAAAAUCUCCUCAAAAUCCUCCAGAUUCUUCUUCCACCCGUAGCGCUUGCUGUUUUGUUCUUCAAAGCUGGGUUUCAAAAAAGUUUAUGACUGGAUGCGUUGUCCUAUUUCCAAUUGCUGUAACAUUCUUUGUGACCUGGUGGUUCAUUCAAUUUGUUGAUGGUUUCUUCAGUCCUUUAUAUGCUCAGUUGGGCAUAGACAUAUUCGGACUUGGAUUUGUGACAUCAUUAGUUUUCGUAUUCCUUGUCGGUGUAUUUGUUUCAUCAUGGUUGGGAGCGACAGUUUUUUGGAUUGGAGAAUGGUUUAUAAAGCGAAUGCCAUUUGUUAAGCAUCUAUAUUCAGCAUCCAAGCAAAUUAGUUCCGCAAUCUCCCCUGAUCAAAAUAAUACUGCAUUUAAGGAAGUGGCAAUCAUACAGCACCCACGUGUCGGUGAAUAUGCAUUCGGCUUUAUCACUUCAUCAGUUGUCCUUCAGAGAGACGAUGGAGAUGAAGAACUAUGCAGUGUUUUUGUUCCGACAAAUCAUUUGUAUAUUGGCGAUAUAUUCCUUGUUAAUUCAAAGGAUAUCAUACGACCCAAUCUGUCCAUCCGUGAAGGGAUAGAAAUCAUCGUUUCUGGAGGUAUGACAAUGCCGCAAAAGAUCACGCCAAUUUCCCCAAUCGAAAGAGUUGUUGCUCGACAAGGCGAAAGGAUUCCCCUAAGUAGACUCGUCUGA
This is a messenger RNA of Striga hermonthica, 807 nucleotides long. The record is from the annotation of a GenBank genome assembly. Lineage: Eukaryota; Viridiplantae; Streptophyta; Magnoliopsida; Lamiales; Orobanchaceae.